AUGGGAAAAAAAAUCUUGUUUACUGUUUCACUUAUUUUUUUAUCUAUGGGAUUUUCACUAACUUUGGACCAAAUAUUUGCCAGGAGGAAUCAUCUUUUAAUUUCAAUUGUUUCUUGUUUCAGCUCUCAAACAUCCUCAAACAAGGAAGUGGUUAUACAGAGUGAUCAACCGAGUCCUGGAAAUAUGAAACCAAUCCAGAAUUUCACAAUACCGAUCACACAGGCCCUGAACUACAAUCUGAGCAGACAAGCGCAUUUAGAAAAAGAACCUUGGAAUGCAUUCGGCCAUGAUUGUCCAGUUAAUGUCUCCAAGGAUGAAAUUCCCUGCAUUCUCUUUUGGGCCAAAAGAAUAACGAUUAAGUUUAAGAACCAGACCUGGCUGGAUGUUACAGAGGAAGCUUUCAGCCAGAAGGCAACAGUGGAUGCUAGCAACUCAAACUGCAGUGAAGAAAGUGCCAAAUUGUCUCUGAAAUUUGACGAUGCUGAAAAUCCCAAAGGUCUUGAAAUAAGAUUCACCCUUACCAAUUACAACAAGUUUUCCAGGCAGAGCUGGUUUAGCUUGCACCAAAUUGAAAUUAUUUUUAAUAAUUCAAUCCAAGCAACUUUUAACGCAACUGGCGUAUAUGCUCCUUCGAGUUAUUCCUAUCACUGCCAGCGGGUCAGCAGCCUACCGCAGUACGAUGCCCUCCUGUUGCCCAGCGACGUGGACGACGGGUCCAGCCUGUGGGAGGUCACUUUUGUCGAUUUCCAGAUUCAAGGCUUUGCCAUCCAGGGGGGACGGUUUGCCAAGGCCCGAGACUGCGCCCCUUCCUUCUCACCAGCCAUUCUGAUCGGCCUGGCCAUGUCCCUGACCCUGCUGCUGGUUCUGGCCUAUGCCCUGCACACGCUCAUCUACCUGCGGUAUCUGGACCGGCACUACGACUUCAUGCCCUCUCCAGCCCACUUUCCUCAGCUGAAAGCUCGAGAUGCAGCAGAAGAGAAGGAGCUGCUGAGGAGCCAGGGAGCAGAGUGCUAUGAACUGAGAGCCCAGGAGACCCGCAGAAUGUAUGUGUAG
Messenger RNA from Artibeus jamaicensis (Jamaican fruit-eating bat), 1053 nucleotides. RefSeq names its product V-type proton ATPase subunit S1-like protein. Lineage: Eukaryota; Metazoa; Chordata; Mammalia; Chiroptera; Phyllostomidae. Bases 1 to 1053 code for a protein of 350 amino acids. Gene Ontology annotation, cellular component: proton-transporting V-type ATPase complex. The transcript has 7 exons. The record is from RefSeq and is a predicted model, not a curated record.